Guillardia theta CCMP2712 is the source of this 588-nucleotide messenger RNA. RefSeq lists its product as hypothetical. Gene Ontology annotation, molecular function: calcium ion binding. The coding region runs from base 11 to 565 and encodes 184 amino acids. Gene Ontology annotation, cellular component: axonemal microtubule. Lineage: Eukaryota; Cryptophyceae; Pyrenomonadales; Geminigeraceae. The transcript is spliced from 6 exons. The record is from RefSeq and is a predicted model, not a curated record. Gene Ontology annotation, biological process: axoneme assembly.
GGACAGCAGAAUGGAGGCAGCAGCAUGGGAGUGUGCUCGGCGGCUAUUCGUGACAUGCGAUCGCAACAUGUUGGGAAAGCUUAGCUUAGACGAGCUAGUGCGAUAUGUGGAGGAGUUGAAGAAGAUGGACAUCAUCGACAUCGACGAGACUUACAUCGUCGAGAAACUGCAAGAAGGGCAGCUGGAGCAAAUCAAUUUCGAGCAAUUCAAGGAAUGGAGCCAAGGCCCGAAUAAUGCAAGCGAACAAGUCAUCCAGGGGAAUGUGGAUCCUUAUGGGAACAAUAGCGUGCUGCCAAGGCGGUUUGCAGAUGCUUCACUUCACAAGAGCAACGUCAAGAUUCAGCAUCCUUGCUUCACCACGACCGCGCAUGACAUCGGGUUCAAGAAACCGCAGCAAGUAGAUAUGCCGGUGAAGUGGAGGGGGAAGGAAGGAGUGUUCACGCGAGAGUUCGAGAUGCGAGAACCUGGCAAGACAGGCAUUACCGUCAAUACAUAUGUGGAUAGAGGGCUGAGGACCGGGAAAACCAAGUCAAAGGUUCACAAAGAGCUGGACGUGGAUUUCUAGACGAGAGUAAAACAAAAAAAUUG